UUGCACAUUCAUAGGCAGCUUCGGCGUUUGGAUCCGGAAAAUUUGAGCUCACCAGCCUGUCUCAGGGACGAGGCAGGUUGGUAUUUUGCACAUAAUUUGGUUGCUCUGAUGACGUGAUGAGUGAGCGGUGGUAGUAGUGGGUGCUGACCGUACACGGCCUUUGGGGUGUGGUCGUUGGCUGCUGUCCUCUCUUGGCCUUUCUAAAACAGGGGUCUGUAAGCAACAGCGCGAGGCUGUGCUGACCCCGAGGCACCCUCGCUGGUUAUCGUUCGCGCUCGCUCUUCUGAUCACCUCGAAUACCUAUAAUCCCUUUCCAGAUUCUAGAUGCGCGCCCCGCCGUUCCCUUGCUAGCCAUGACAAGACGAUAUACAUAUCGACCUCUGCUCACCGGUGCGAACAGCAUCCGCUUACUCCGGCUCUUGCCGGCCUCAGGCAAGGCUGAUAUCCGCUGCCAGAUCUUCGACUACCAGCAUCCACCAGAACAAGCAUAUGGCCCAUACGAGGCGCUGUCCUAUACAUGGGGCGAUACCACGGACCUACGAAGGAUUUCCAUCGAGGACGACAGCUCCGAAACGUUCUACUUCAAUAUUACGGCGAACCUUUAUACCGCUCUGCUUUAUCUUCGCGAAUCAGAGAUUUCGCGAACGAUCUGGGCCGAUGCCAUCUGUAUCAACCAGGAGGACAUUGAGGAGCGGGGAAGGCAGGUUCAAAUAAUGGCUGGCAUCUAUUCUUCAGCACGUGGUGUGGUGAUAUGGCUGGGAAAGGAAGGGAACUGCAGCACUGCUGCAUUGAAGAUGAUUCGAGCCAGUGCUAUCACCAAUCAGGAUCUCACUGGCGACGGCCAAGCGGUUGCUACCAAUGCAGCUCGUUGGCUCGACGGCCUCUGGCUUGGAGAACGUAUGCUGGGUGCGCUACUUGCUCUAUUGAGUCGACCCUGGUUCCGACGAAUCUGGGUCCUUCAAGAGACAGCGGCGGCAAGGUCUAUCACUAUCAAAUGCGGUAGAAUGGAAAUCACGGGAUCUGAAUUCUGCAGAGGGCUGCGAUCGUUGUCUGACUUUCCCGAAGUCGACAAGCUUCUGCGACGGCCGAUUGGACCCCUACUCCAAUUAAUGGCCGGCAGCGCCCUUGGUGGACAGGACGAAUACCGCGAGGCCGCUCCCCAGAUAUGGUCCAAUCUUAGCCUGAGGCUAUUCCCUUUGGCGGAACUUCUGGAUAAAUUUCAUGCACACGAAGCGACUGACCGGCGAGACAAGAUAUUCGCGCUACUUGGUAUGAGUACGGACCACGCCAUACUCUCUAGCAUAAGGCCCGAUUAUACUAAAUGCUGGUCAUCGCUCUUCCAAGCGCUGAUUGCGCAUAUUCUAGGGCCGCUUGUUUGGAUAAGAACUUGGGACGAGCAACCUCAAGCCGUGAUAUAUGGUUCCGGAGUGCCACUGGGGAUGAUCACGCGAUGCAACGGCCGGGAACUCGUUCUGUCGACACGUUCACCUUAUGUUAACAAACCCCCCGGAGCGGUCAUUUAUAGCGCUACCUGGCACAAUCCAGCCUACGCGAAAGGAAUAAGGCCACGCGAUGUCGUUUGCCUCUUAGACGGAGCACAGAGACCUAUGGUAAUCCGGUCCGAAAAGGAUUAUUUCAAGAUCAUUGUCAUAUCUCUGCCACCACCGGUCGAGAUUAGAGCCAAGUCCAACGAUCACGAACGUCGCGCGGAUUGGCCGGAACUCGUAGAAAAUAGGCCCACCGGGCGGACUAGUCGGAAUUGCGUCCUGCUCUGGGAUUUGAAGCCCUUCACCCUGCCUUUGGAAAAUAACGUUCCGCAUGUACAAACAGAUACCCUCUUCGAAGCUAUUGGCGUUGAAUCAACAUUUCAUCUCGGGCUGCCGGAGCCUAUACAAGACCGCCUAACGAGAGAGCGUUUUGUUAGGGAGAUUAUGGACGAUACCUAUUGAUCGUCAAUGUUGUCUCUUCACAAGCUGAGCUUUCAGAGGAUCAAAUCCCAAUCUCCUACCAGCGCAUUAACAACACUCCGACUUCCGAGGCAAACAGGAUGCGUGCUUAAGAGUUAUUACGGGCUCUCCCAUGAAAUCAGGCUCAGUCGACCACACGCAAUAGUUACCGUCAUAGCGCGAGCAGUUCGGGGUCUCAAUGCCUUGUGGGUUCCGCAGGACCGUGGCUUGUUGUCGUUAUCACGAGUA
Messenger RNA from Trematosphaeria pertusa, 2195 nucleotides. RefSeq names its product HET-domain-containing protein. Lineage: Eukaryota; Fungi; Ascomycota; Dothideomycetes; Pleosporales; Trematosphaeriaceae. Bases 354 to 1949 code for a protein of 531 amino acids. The record is from RefSeq and is a predicted model, not a curated record. The transcript has 3 exons.